Molecule: messenger RNA, 1144 nt
Organism: Rhizopus microsporus ATCC 52813
Lineage: Eukaryota; Fungi; Mucoromycota; Mucoromycetes; Mucorales; Rhizopodaceae
Exons: 1
Coding region: 474-1088 (204 amino acids)
Source: RefSeq, a predicted model, not a curated record
AAAGUAUAGGAUACAAAUGUGUGUGUAUCCCCUUGCUUCAAAUAAAAUAUCCAAAUAUGGACUGUCAAAAAUUAUACAUAUCAGGUAAAAAAAAAGGGGGUAAUCAACUGCACUUGAAAUUUUGACGGCAUUAGUGUGUAUAAAUGUGUGUGUAUAUGCAGCAUUUUGAAUAUACCAUAUUUGGAUUUUAAUUGCCUCUCUGUCAGUACUUUUUAACUCUCUUUGUUUUUUUUGUAUAUGUGUCCCUGAAUGCAAAUUCUCCUUUCUUCCCCUAUAAUAAUAGUAGUAUUUAAAUACACCUUCUUUAUCUGUUUACAUAUGAUUUGUAUAUAAACCUCUUUUUUUUUCUUUUUUGUAUUGUGUAAUCUUUAUAUACUUUCAUAUAUCUCUGGUAAAAAUAUUAGACAUGACUAUAUAAAGAAGGAGCUUUGGCUUAUUGUUUACAUAUAGUUGUAUCUCCAUUAUAUAAAGUCAUGGAUAUCAAGUACCUUUUAUGCGAUCCUGUAUCAACGCUUACAAUCAAAGAAAGUCAACCAAAAGUCGAUAUAGCCAACUCUUGGCCAACUAAUAAUCACUCCCUAAACAUAGCGAAUGAAUUGGGCCACAGCAGUAAUAAUAGUAGUGGCAGUCCAGAGAGCAUUUAUAGCAACAUCAGUUCCUCUAGCAGUGCCAGUAGUUUUUAUAUGGAUGGUCCUUUGACACCUAGUCGAAGCUAUAGUUGGACUCCUUUACCUCAUCAUCCUCUGCCUCAGUCUCACCGUCGACGUACGACAAGCGAUAUUGGCCACAUAAGACAUCAUAUGUUUGUUUACAACACUGUCAAUCGUCGAACACGAUCUGAAUCAACUGGAUCAACACAACAAACAAGAACUCCUUGGACCCCAUUCGAGGAUGAACUUCUCCGACGUGGUUACAACCAAGGCCUAUCUUGGGCAAUGAUAUCUUCUACCUAUCUUCCUCAUCGAUCUAGGGGAUGCUGUUGGGGACGUUUCAAGACCUUACAAAGUAAAAAUUUGGUAGAUCCAAAUCACAUGCGUUAUUUCAAACGACCUUGGAAGUCUAUUGAAUUUGGUCAACAACAAAAUUAAUCUUUUCUGCUUCUCUUUAUUCCUUUUUCUGGAUAUAUUUACCUUCUUUAAUGCCU